Molecule: messenger RNA, 621 nt
Organism: Caenorhabditis elegans
Lineage: Eukaryota; Metazoa; Nematoda; Chromadorea; Rhabditida; Rhabditidae
Gene: F45F2.9
Product: 5'-deoxynucleotidase HDDC2
Exons: 3
Coding region: 1-564 (187 amino acids)
Molecular function (GO): 5'-deoxynucleotidase activity
Source: RefSeq, marked reviewed
AUGUCUUCUGUUAAAAUCUUCGAAUUGCUAGAUGUUCUUGACAAUUUGAAACAUCUCAAGCGAACCGGCUGGGUAAAAUGUGGAGUUCCUGAACCAGAAACUGUAGCCUGCCACAUGUAUCGAAUGGCUGUACUCGCAAUGGCACUGGAAGGACAAAUUGAUGGAUUAGAUGCAAUUCGGACUGUGAAGAUGGCUCUUGUACAUGAUAUUGGAGAGGCUAUCGCUGGGGAUAUCACUCCACAUUGCGGAGUUUCUGAUCAAGACAAAUUUGAUUUAGAGAAAAAGGCUAUCAAUACAAUCGCUUCAUUCGUUCCAAAUGUUGGCGAGGAGUGGACAAUGCUCUGGAAAGAAUACGAAGAAGCUUCAUCAUUGACAGCUAGAGUUGUGAAACAUCUCGACAAGUUUGACAUGAUUGUGCAAGCUGAUAAAUAUGAGAAAACUCACGAAAUUGACCUACAACAGUUCUUCACGAGCACAGUAGGCGUUUUGAAAAUGGAACCGUUUGCCACGUGGGAUCGAGAAUUGAGAGAGAAUCGAAUGAAACGAAUCAACAAAGCGGAGUAAUGAAGAUUUAAACUAUUUUUUUAUUGUUAUGAUAUUGUUAAUGAAUUGGUAAAAUCA